Pygocentrus nattereri (red-bellied piranha) is the source of this 593-nucleotide messenger RNA. It is a transcript of the gene ndufb6, whose product is annotated as NADH:ubiquinone oxidoreductase subunit B. The transcript has 4 exons. The record is from RefSeq and is a predicted model, not a curated record. Lineage: Eukaryota; Metazoa; Chordata; Actinopteri; Characiformes; Serrasalmidae. Gene Ontology annotation, biological process: mitochondrial electron transport, NADH to ubiquinone; mitochondrial ATP synthesis coupled electron transport. Bases 138 to 488 code for a protein of 116 amino acids.
UCCGGUUGUUUCUCUGUGCGGUGCACUGUGGGAAGGUUGUCCUGUCUGCGGUCACUGCACUGGGUCAGCACCGAGUUUGUAGUUUCUCGUUCAGUUUAUUCAGUUUUAUCUCGUGUUGUUUGCGUUCAGAGCGCGGAAUGUCGGGCUACAGCGCAGACGAGCGGCUGCGCACCCAGCAGCUGUGGAACCUCCGGAGACGCUGGCUGAAGGACCAGGAGCUGAGCCCGCGAGAGCCGCUGACCCCCGGAGCAGCACACACCGCCCUGCAGAAAGGAUGGACGUUCAGAGCCUACAGAGCUGGAACGUUCGCUUUAACACGGAUCCUGAUUCCAGCAUGGAUCGUGCAUUACUACAUGAAGUACCAUGUCGCUAAAAUGCCGUAUGGAAUCGUCGAGCUGAAGCCCAGACUCUUCCCCGGCGACACCGUUUUGGAAACAGGCGAGGUUAUUCCUGAUCUUCCUGAAGCAGGAGGGCACGGUCACCAUUGAUGACCAACACCAGCACAAACCUUCACAAGUCUCUGCCCUGUCAAAUGCAUCUGUGUGUGUGUGUAAAUACUUAUGAAACUGAAUGCCAAUAAAAAAAUUAAUGUA